AUGCCCAGUCAGCGCUAUCGAUUAGCCGAUCCGGUACACGAUCCCACCACAAUAGCUCCCUUGGGCCUGUCCACUGGUGGGUACCGGGAAAGCGAUGGUGGCUUGCCUAGGACCGGAUUGUCCAAAGCGGCUCCCCGAAGGCUGCGCAAACCAAGCAAGCCCUGUAGACACAUGAUUGCUGAAGAGUCAUUACACUGCUGCACUCGAUACGAUGGUAUUAGAAGUACGGAUAUGCGCCGGCACAGCCGCGAGACAAAUCGCGGGUUUUCUUACACUUCCGAUGGGCGGCAGUUACCUCUUGCAUACCAUCUUCGCAGAUGA
This is a messenger RNA of Colletotrichum orchidophilum, 321 nucleotides long. RefSeq lists its product as uncharacterized. The record is from RefSeq and is a predicted model, not a curated record. The transcript has a single exon. Lineage: Eukaryota; Fungi; Ascomycota; Sordariomycetes; Glomerellales; Glomerellaceae. The coding region runs from base 1 to 321 and encodes 106 amino acids.